AUGGCUAGUUCAGUUACUGACGAUGUCUCACAGUUCUGGCAGUUGGAAACCACUGGCAUUAACCAUUGGCCUUUCCAAAAAGCAGUGGAAGAUGAAGUAAUGGAGCAGUUCGAGAAAACAAUAAGCAGAGAUAAUUUUGGGCGCAUUGGGCGACUAGUUCUGCGGGCUGCAAUCGAAAAGGAUACCGUGGAAGUUGUGGCGGUUAACGAUCCAUUUAUUAACAUUGAUUACAUGGUAUAUAUGUUCAAAUAUGAUUCGACGCACGGACGUUACAAGGGAAAUGUGACCGUUGGUGGGGGAAAAUUGGUCGUUUCAUUGCCGGGGAAAGGUGACCAUACAAUCACCGUACACAACAGGUGA
Molecule: messenger RNA, 360 nt
Organism: Gongylonema pulchrum
Lineage: Eukaryota; Metazoa; Nematoda; Chromadorea; Rhabditida; Gongylonematidae
Source: the annotation of a GenBank genome assembly